AUGUGCGGUUCCGUCUCAUCACUUUUGGCGUUGCCGCUCCUAUGUCUCAUAUCGAUCCCCCUCAUCUUCUCGGCAUGGCUGACUCUCUCCAUCGCCUUAUUCACCCUUCUCUUGCGAGUGUCCGUGGUCUACCUUGAGGUAGGCUAUGCGCUGAUCGUCAACUUCUUUACACUUCCAGCCUCUGCCAACUCGUCUUCGUUUUUAACCUUUGCCCCCUCCGAAUCACCAACGCCAGCAGCUGGCAAUUCUCGAAGAAACUCGGCACAUGGAUUGACACAGCCUCACCGAACCAAUGAUGCUCUCUCAUCACUUGGGUUAAAUGGAUUCCAAGAUGACCAUUCUACGCGUAAGAGCAAGAAAAGCUACGCUCGCAGUAUGAUCAAAGCGCAUGAUCUACCUACUGCACCAUUGCCUGCGAAUUUCAUCGGUUUCCCCGUCAGCGGUGAUAAGAGGCGGGAUUUCGAAGGAGUGGGCGGUUGGCGCUCAUACCCGGAUGUUUCAUCUCGAGCCUCAAAGCCACGCAGCAUCCAUUCUGGACAAGAAAAGCCUCUGAGCUCGUCAUCCUCAUCAACACAUAGCCUCGCCGGCGAAAUCGGCGUGGGUGAGGAUAUCGAUGCUGAUGAGCGUGCCUGGCUAUCUCUAAACCAUCGCCUGGAACUACCCUCUCGAGUCGUGACAUUUGGACCAGGCUCCACGGCUCCUUCAAACGUGACAAGCCCUGUAUAUGGAGAUUCUGUGAAUGUCUCGUCCAAUGCCCUUACGCCUUUGUUUUCGGCUGGCUCCUACGAUGACCAUGUACAUUACCCAAGCGGGCGUAGGCACCAUCAUCGUUCUCAUACCACUUCUGCUCUUACAACGUCUGAUCUUCGUACGGGAAGCGGUCUUGCCUUGUCCUUAUCUACAAGACCGGAUCAAUCGAGUCGUCCUGUUUCGCCUUCAUCAAUGCGACGUGCUCCUUAUAUGACUCCACAAUCGUUUUCACCUUCACAAACACGACCGUCGAUGCGCUCGCUUCCGGCUAGUAGUGCACCACAUACCACAGGGCAUAUUUUGGCGGGCAGUAGUCAUGGUGCUGGGGGUUACUUUGCCUUGUCACGACCUGGUGGAAUGCCGGUGCCAAACUUUUCGACGGUCGUCAGUCCAAGCUCUAGUGGGCGUACCACGCCGGGUACGGAGGACUACAACUCGUCAUCGCAGUUGACUCGCUUUAUUGCGCAUUAUCCCACUAGCGUGAGACAUCGAAGACGGAGUAUCUCGGGUCCUCAUGCGAGACGGCUUUCUAUGGGCGACCGGCAGGCAUGA
Messenger RNA from Penicillium longicatenatum, 1302 nucleotides. RefSeq lists its product as uncharacterized. The transcript has a single exon. Bases 1 to 1302 code for a protein of 433 amino acids. The record is from RefSeq and is a predicted model, not a curated record. Lineage: Eukaryota; Fungi; Ascomycota; Eurotiomycetes; Eurotiales; Aspergillaceae.